AUGAUCAAACAUUUAUUACUAUAAACAUUGUGUAACUAAAUAUAGUAUAUACGAUUUGAAGAAACUCGUUGUGAAGUGUAGGUAUGAACCGCUAUCUAUUAAGUGGCUUCGUUAAUGGCAGAUGUAAUUCAGUGGCUAAUCAAACGUUGCUCGAACUCGGCGGCUAACAGAAGAUGUGUCCGAAGGUAGAAAAAAUUUCGGACCAGACGCUUCUACUAGGUGAAGGUCCGCACUGGGACAUUCGCACACAGGCGUUGUACUUCGUCAGUAUACUGGAGAACACUAUACACAAAUAUGAUGCGGCUACUGGGACACAUACUAGCACAAAAGUGGAGGGUCGUCCUGGCUUCAUAGUGCCUCUAGAAGGGCAUUUAGACCAGUUCGUGGUGGGCUUGGAGCGUGAAUUCGUGGUGGUAGAAUGGGACGGGGCAAACGCCGCGAGGGUGGUACGGCUGCUAGGAGAAGUAGACCGGAAUGUGGGGAACAGGAGGAUAAACGAUGGGAAGGCGGACCCUAGAGGAAGACUGUAUGCAGGCACGAUGGACGCAGCAACAAACAUAGAUAAGAUAGAAGCUCACAAAGGCACUCUGUACCGACUGGAUGAAAGCGGCAUCACAGCUCUAUUCGAUAGGAUUACUAUUUCUAACGGCCUUGCGUGGGAUGUGGGUGCCAAAGCAAUGUAUUACAUUGUUAGCGUGGAGUGUAAUAUAAGAAGAUAUGAUUAUGAUGCCGACACUGGGGAUAUCUCAAACCCAAAACACAUCUUCGACCUUAAACAGCACGACGUCGUAGGCCUCCCGGACGGGUGCACUAUAGACACAGACGGCAAUCUCUGGGUAGCCAUAUUUGGAGGCGGCUGUGUCAUACAAGUCUCACCCGAAGGAAAGUUGCUGAGAGCAGUACCUGUGCCAGCAAGGCAGGUAUGUAAUUGUAGCCUAAGGACGGACGGGUGUACCAUAGAAACAGACGGCAAUUUCUGGGUAGCCGUGUUUGGAGGCGGCUGUGGGAUACAAGUGUCACCCGAAGGAGAGUUGCUGAGAGCAGUACCUGUGCCAGCAAGGCAGGUAACCUCUUGUACCUUCGGCGGCCCUAACCUGGACAUCCUCUACGUGACGACGGCCUGCAUCGACAUAGUACAAGAACAAAAGUUCCCAAGUGGCUGUACAUUCAGAAUAACCGGCCUCGGUGUCAAGGGACACCCGAAUGUUAACUUUAAAUUGUAGUGCAUAAGGUUCAAUUUUGUUAUAACGAAAUCGAUAGAGUACAAGAACAAAAGUUCCCAAGUGGCUGUACAUUCAGAAUAACCGGCCUCGGUGUCAAGGGACACCCGAAUGUUAACUUUAAAUUGUAGUGCAUAAGGUUCAAUUUUGUUAUAACGAAAUCGAUAGAGUACAAGAACAAGUUCCCAAGUGGCUGUACAUUCAGAAUAACCGGCCUCGGUGUCAAGGGACACCUGAAUGUUAACUUUAAAUUGUAGUGCGUAAGGUUCAAUUUUGUUAUAACGAAAUCGAUCGAGUAGAAGUACAGAAGUUCCCAAGUGGCUGUACUGUACAUUUUGAAUAACCGGCCUUGGUGUAGGGCAUCCGAAUAUGAACUUUAAAUUGUAGUGCACAAGGUUCAAUUUUGUUAUAACGAAAUCGAUAGAGUAGAAGAACAGAAGUUAAGUUUAGUGGCUGUACUGUACAUUUUGAAUAACCGGCCUCGGUGUCAAGGGACACCCGAAUGUUAACUUUAAAUUGUAGUGCAUAAGGUUCAAUUUUAUUAUAACGAAAUCGAUAGAGUAGAUAACCAAGUUCCCGAGCGGCAUUGCUUUCAGGAUAAGCGGUCUCGGUGUCAAGGGACAUCCGAAUGUGAACUUUAAAUUGUAGUGGUUAAGGUUUAAUUUUGCUUUAACGAAGUAAGUAAUCAAGCGAGCGCAGUCAAGGUUUGCUUUGCUUUAACGUAAAAGCCCGCCAAGCUCGGCCGAAUUGUAGUUGCAGUAGUAGUUCCGCCCUCAUUUUAAAACUACGUGUUGGAUUGUAAUGAAACUUUGCACAUACAUGAGGUAUAUCUAGGUCUGAAAUUAUUUUAUAUAGCUCCAGUUUAUAAGACAAACGAACUAGAGCAAAAACGAGUUUUGUAUGAAAAACUUAAAUUCGCUUUAUUUUUUAACUAUGGUAUCUGAAAUCCGACCUUCACCACUGGAGGGCUUCGUCACUUUUUCUUUAAUAUAUGACAUCUAUUACAGUUAUGGUAUCUGAAGCUACAUGAACUAAUUACAGACAUAGACAUACCUUGUAAGUACAAAGUUUCAGAGCAAUCUAGCCAGUCGUUUUAAAAUGAGAGCGGAACUACGUUUGUAUGGAGAACCGAGCUUGCCGGAGACCCGUAAGUUCGGGUAAUAAUGGAUUGUUAACCAAGGCAUGAAAUGCACCGAUUUCUUAUGAGGUACAAACAGUAGUUCUUUCCGAUUUAAGCUAGUUGUUAAUUUCGUUUAGUAGUACCACUGUAUUAUACAGGGUGGCUAAAUAAUAAGUGCAUUCCCGUUGCCAGGGAGGUUUUGGGAUUAUACUGAGCAAAUUUUACUAUGGGACCAACCACGAAAUCGCGAAAAAAAAAUUUACGCUCCCAUAGAAAAAAUAAAAUAAAAAUCAUUUAUUUCGGACGAUAAUACAAUCCAUAUUUCGUUAGUUACAAAUAUACUUAAAUUACUAUGUUAGUACCUAAACUAAGAUGUUGGGAGGUCCAGCCAAAAUGGACGAGCCAAAAUGUAUGAAACAGCCAAAUUUUUUUUCGCGAUUUCUGGGUUGGUCCCAUAGUAAAACUUGGCCAGUAUAAUCCCAAAACCUCCCUGGCAACGGAAAUGCACUUAUCUUGUAUGUAAAUAAAUUAUUUUUAUGAUGUAUUAUAAUAUUAAAAUAUUAAUAACGGGUCACUCACGUAGUUUAAGUCGAAAAACGCUCGACAUGUUUCACUCCGUACCGAGGAGUGUCAUCAGGAGUUUGCGUUGACGGUGUCUGUGUCUAACGGAAGUUUUUUGUUAUUAAAAUGAAUUAUAAUACUAUAAUACUGAAGUAUUAAAUGAAAAUGUAUGUUUAAAAUUCUAUUUAAAUUGUAUACUGCUAAUAUAUUUCCCGCA
Messenger RNA from Cydia strobilella, 3118 nucleotides. Its product is annotated as regucalcin-like. Gene Ontology annotation, molecular function: gluconolactonase activity; calcium ion binding. The record is from RefSeq and is a predicted model, not a curated record. The transcript has 7 exons. The coding region runs from base 174 to 1223 and encodes 349 amino acids. Gene Ontology annotation, biological process: L-ascorbic acid biosynthetic process. Lineage: Eukaryota; Metazoa; Arthropoda; Insecta; Lepidoptera; Tortricidae.